Molecule: messenger RNA, 525 nt
Organism: Rhagoletis pomonella (apple maggot)
Lineage: Eukaryota; Metazoa; Arthropoda; Insecta; Diptera; Tephritidae
Product: aspartate and glycine-rich protein-like
Exons: 4
Coding region: 1-525 (174 amino acids)
Source: RefSeq, a predicted model, not a curated record
AUGCCGCCCAGUUCAUUGAACAAACGCAGAGCACUGGAGCCAGCAUUUCUCAACCAACUGAAGCCAGCACAAAUAAACGUGCGCGAUAUGUCUUAUAGUAGUGGCAAUGGUAACGGAUAUAGAAGUGGUAAUGCUAACGAGAAUGGUAAUGUGUAUGAUAAUGGUAAUGGUAAUCGUAAGAGUAAUGGCAAGGGUAGUUGUUACGGUGAUGGUAAAAGGUCAUUACCUAGUGCUAAUACUAAUGGUAAUGAUAAUGAUAAUGGUUGUAGUAAUGGUAACCGUUAUGGUAAUGGUAAUUAUAAUACUAGUGACAGUGACGAUUUUUAUGGUACUGGCGCUGACAGUGUUAAUAAUAAUUGUAACGGUAAUGGUAAUUGUAGUGGUAGUGGUAAUGCUAAUUAUAAUGGUAAUGUUAACGGCAAUAUUAAUGGUAGUGGUAGUGGUAAUUAUAAUGGUAAUGUCAAUGGCAAUGGCAAUGGUACUCCUGAGUUACUUUCCAAGGCCUGUCCGCUUGGCGGUAUAUGA